GCGGCAUAGCCGAAAUUUUCAGACCCAAUUCAGCCGGCAAAAAGUGAGCAGGCGACCCCCCUCUUUUCUCCGUGUUCAUUACGACGCCGUUCCUUGUUCUUCUCCUAUUAUCUCUCCCGUGACUCGAGAUUUACAAACCGAGCGGUGUUGCAGUCUCUGUUAUCUUACUUUUUCGUAUAGACAUGGCCUUCGUUUCGUUCGUCGGGAGAGUUCUCUUUGCCUCCCUGUUCAUUCUCUCUGCUUAUCAAGAGUUCAGCGAUUUUGGUGUUGACGGUGGACCAGCAGCAAAAUAUCUGGGACCAAAAUUCAAGGUUCUGUCGAACCAUGUGUCAUCUGAGACUGGGUUGCAACUGCCGGAAGUUCAAAUUAAACAUUUAGUGGUUGGUGCGAUAGCAUUAAAGGGCAUUGGGGGUCUUCUAUUCAUCUUUGGCAGCUCUCUUGGAGCUUAUCUUUUGCUUCUUCAUCAAGCAAUUGCUACUCCAAUACUGUAUGACUUCUAUAACUACGAUGUUGAGAGGAAAGAGUACACUCAACUUUUUCUGAAGUUUACACAGAAUUUGGCUUUGUUGGGAGCAUUGCUAUUCUUCAUAGGCAUGAAGAACUCAAUGCCAAGGAGACAGAUGAGGAGAAAGGCUCCCAAAACCAAAACAGUGUGAAUGGAACAUUUGGUAUAUGAAGAGGGUUCAGUUGGUUGAUCGUUCCAACCAUGCCUGAAUAUUUUCAGGAACUACUUUUGUAAUGCUUGUAUUAUUAGUCCCUCCCUUUUCAAGUUGAAGGUAACAGAUUUGUGUUUAAAAAAAUCAGCUUUGUUUUGAGUGGGUGGUGUUUCCUACGGAGCCUAUUUAUGGACAAUUCAAUUUUGGUUUA
Juglans microcarpa x Juglans regia is the source of this 867-nucleotide messenger RNA. RefSeq lists its product as uncharacterized. NCBI's taxonomy places the organism in Eukaryota, Viridiplantae, Streptophyta, Magnoliopsida, Fagales, Juglandaceae. The record is from RefSeq and is a predicted model, not a curated record. Bases 183 to 656 code for a protein of 157 amino acids. The transcript has 5 exons.